Emys orbicularis (European pond turtle) is the source of this 2505-nucleotide messenger RNA. It is a transcript of the gene IRAG1, whose product is annotated as inositol 1,4,5-triphosphate receptor associated 1. The transcript has 19 exons. The record is from RefSeq and is a predicted model, not a curated record. Bases 1 to 2505 code for a protein of 834 amino acids. NCBI's taxonomy places the organism in Eukaryota, Metazoa, Chordata, Testudines, Emydidae.
AUGCCAACCCUACCUGAAGAUGAGGGACAGCCACCAGAAGCACAACGCACCAGUUCUCCUCCAGUCAAAGAUGCUACUAUUGAAGGGACAACAUGCAGUACACCUUCUAUUGUUCUUCCAGAGAAUGCUGUAACGCCAGAUGUAGAAAUUGAUAAAAAUCUGGUUAACAGACCUCAUAGUCCUCAUCUGAGACAUUCUAACCGACACACUAGGACUUCUGUUAGUUCACUGACUUCAGUUGACAAUACAGGUCAGGUGAUUGAUCUGGUAAAUGGCCAACUGCCAGAUGUCAAAAUCUCAGAUGAAGAUAAAAAGAAGAAUCUUGAGUUACUAGAAGAAGCAAAGAGAGUGAGUGAGAGGUUCCUAAUGCGCAGAGGCAGAAAAUCAAGAAGCAGUCUUCCAGAAUCUCCCACAGCUGUUUCCCCUACACUUAGUCCAAGAGUUUCACCUGUGCCAUCUCAGAGCAACUCUCUCACUCUUCCAAUCCCAACAGGGUCUGAUGUAUGUACAGCCACGGGUGCUGGGUCAGUGUCUCCACUGCAGAAUGUCACAAAAGGUUUAACAGAUCGAAAGCAGAAUGAUCAGAGGAAGGUUUCUCAGGGAAGGUUGGUUCCUCGUUCCACUAGUUUUGAAAACUCCAAAGAGAAACUCUCUGCACAAAAAGAAAACUUUGAUCCACUUACACAUAUGGAUAAUUUACCCAAAUCCUCCCCUUCAGGCAGUGAUGCUGGCAAAACUUCUCUUAACACAAGCACAAACAGCUGUGAAAAUGAACAUGGAAAACCAUUACCUAAGAAAUCAAAAGAAAAUGACUUUCCUUUAAGAAUGUAUCGACAAGGACCAGGCAUAGGUACUAUGGACCCAAAAUUAAAAAGUUCUGUACCAGAACUGAUGGACCCUAAAGUUACCUGUAAAACAGAACUUAAAGCAUCUGGAACACGCCCUCCUCUAUUACGAGCUGUAUCAUGGGAUAGCAUAGAAUCUGGACAUCAAGAAAAGGCACCUUUUAAAUUACCACCUGAAGAAGAUAAAAGCUUUGCCAUUAGUAAUAAAUCCAGCAAUCAGUUGACUAAAACAUUAACGUUCAAAGAUCUCCAAAUACAAGUUCAACCAGUUCGAAUGCAGAAAUUGACAAAGCUCAGAGAGGAGCAUAUUCUGAUGCGAAAUCAAAACUUAGUUGGACUUAAACUGCCUGAACUCAGUGAAGCAGCUGAACAGGAAAGAGGGCCUUCACCUAUACCUUGCGCCACUGAAGACGAGGAGUCAAAGAAUAGCUCUGAUGUCAUGCCUAAUAUUCCUGAUGUACUGCUACGAAAACUCCGUGUGCAUAAAUCUCUGCCAGGAAGCUCUCCUCCACUUACUGAGAAAGAAGUUGAGACUGUGUUUGUACAACUUUCCUUGGCCUUCAGAAAUGAUAGUUACACCCUGGAAUCUAGAAUUAACCAGGCGGAGAGGGAGAGAAAUCUUACUGAGGAGAACACUGAGAAGGAACUGGACAACUUUAAAGCAGCCAUUAUGUCUUCAGCUGCCUUAUGGCAUCACUAUGAACACAGAGAAACUUGCCAGAAGCUGUUGGAGGAUAUUGCUGUACUACAUCGUUUGGCUGCUAGACUCUCCAGUCGUGCUGAAAUGGUUGGAGCUGUUCGCCAGGAGAAACGUAUGUCAAAGGCCACAGAAGUAAUGAUGCAGUAUGUGGAGAAUUUGAAGAGAACAUAUGAAAAGGAUCAUGCUGAGCUAAUGGAGUAUAAGAAACUGGCCAAUCAGAAUUCUAGCAGAAGUUACAGUGCAUCUGAAGAUGGAGUGCCUCGUUCAUCUAGAUCUAUGUCUCUUACUGUUGGAAAGAAUAUGCCUCGGAGGAGAGUCAGUGUUGCUGUUGUUCCUAAAUUUAACUCAUUACACAUUCCUGGCCAGUCACCUACUACGUCACCCAUACCUUCAAUGCCAUCCCUGUCUGAAUCACCCAAUGGAAGAAGUAGUCUGACAUCUACUCCUGCCCUACCAGCUCUUCUAGAGAAUGGAAAGUCAAAUGGAGAGCAUGACCGUGAAUCGCCUGCUUCUCUGCUGACACAGAUCUGUUCGGAAGAGAUCAACCCUGAGACAAAAGCCAAGAUAGAGGAGGAAGCUUAUAAGAAAGGUUAUCAGGAAGGCUUAAAGAAAACCAAAGAACUUCAUGAGCUGAAAGAGGAAGAUGAAGAGAAAACAAAUGAAAUCCCUGAUGAGCAUGAAGAGGGUGAAAGUGAAGAGAUAAAUAACAUGAAAAACAGCAAACUUGAAGUUGUUAUUAAUUAUUUACAUAUACUGUACCCAAAACUGUGUAAACACUGGAAUGUGGUCUGGAUUGUAGCAGCUGCGAUAAUCAUUUUUGCUGCGCUGUUGGGGAUCUACCAUUCAUACAACUCCUGUGUUGAAUUAUCAGAUGGACCAGAGGGAAAAGCCACCUGUUCUGCUGUCCAGCAAUACUCCUGGUGGAACUCAGGACUUCAGCAUGAGCAAGGCACAGAAUAA